AUGAGCUUCUCUGGUGCCUUUGCUCGAACCGCGGCCGUCAGGGGCCCCGUCCUCAGGCCUGUAGCUGCUGACAAGGUCAAAUGGUGGGCCAAGAAAAAGGCAUGCGAUGGAGAGAUCACACGCCAUAUUUCUGCUCAUGAAAUCCACCCUAUCGGUCCAUGGUUGAAGACUUUCCCCAAGAAGGUGAUUGACCGUGCCCCUACUUACAUCCUGUACCCUGGUGGCUGCGCUGUCCUCACUUACGGUGUCAUCGCCGCCGCUGCUGGAGCUUCCGCAGCAGAAGAACGUUCCCACAGAUGGUAA
Seminavis robusta is the source of this 303-nucleotide messenger RNA. The record is from the annotation of a GenBank genome assembly. Lineage: Eukaryota; Bacillariophyta; Bacillariophyceae; Naviculales; Naviculaceae.